Molecule: messenger RNA, 1314 nt
Organism: Kwoniella shivajii
Lineage: Eukaryota; Fungi; Basidiomycota; Tremellomycetes; Tremellales; Cryptococcaceae
Exons: 5
Coding region: 1-1314 (437 amino acids)
Molecular function (GO): protein binding
Source: RefSeq, a predicted model, not a curated record
AUGGCUCAAUUGAUCGAUCCUGAUGUCAACGAAACGCUCGAUGAACCUAUCAUCCCGAACCCAACUUCCACUCGACGUGUAGCAAGUGCGGAUAAAGAUACAGACAGUAUGUCUCUGCCAAUUGGUAUCACGUCAGCUUCAGCAGUGACAUCCUCGGUGGCGCGAAUAUCAACCUCGGCGAUAGCUUCAGCCACAAGUGCUAAUGGUCAGAAUCCAGCUACUCCCCUCACCAGUACAGCAAAAUCUACCAUCAUUGCCUCAUCAGUACUACCCUCUACUUCUACUAUAGUAUCGACUUCGACAACACCUUCUACUUCUUUGAAGCCAAGUACCACUUCAACCACUUCAUCAGCUAAACCAACUACAACUUCGUCUUCGACAAUAGCUAAAUCAUCGACCACGUCCAAUAGAUCUUCUUCUUCGACGAGCAUCAGUGCCAAUGCCAGUAAGGCAUCGAGUAGCGCUAGUAGUUCCGCUACAAAAGCUGCUAGUGAGAAUGGGAAAAGCGGUAUUGCCGGCACGGGAUUAAGUCUUGGUGCAUUCGUCGGAAUCGUUAUUGGAGGGGUAGUAGCUCUGGUCUUAAUCGGUAUUAUCGCAACUAGGACUAUACGUAAAAAGCAGAGAAAGGACAGAGCUAAACGAAGAAGUGCGAUGUUUGAAUGGCCGUCAACAACGGGUAUGAACGAUGGGAUCAAUGAAGAGUACGAAAAACCAAGAUACGAACCACCUUCACAGUCAUAUGCCAUGUCAGAUGCUUAUCCCAAUACCAAUGGCAGAAGCGGAGGUGGCAACGGAUCUGUCUCAUACGUGACAAACGAAACUUCUUAUUCUCAAGUACCAUCUCUGCCUCCGACCAACCAAAGCUACAUGGAGAGGAAUAACCCUCAAUUCUCGUACGGAAAUCAAAGUCAAAAUCAACCUUCGUAUCCACCCCAACAACAGUAUCCUAAAUAUCAUGAAAAUAUCGUGCCUCCUUCUCUUGCUCCGGUAGUCCCUACGCAUACUGGUAAUGCCAGCUCAGGCUUAAGGGACGGUACAAUGGUCAGAGUUCAAGUUGGUUUUGUCAGAUCUCUGGAAGAUGAAUUAGCAAUUUCACCAGGACAACAACUAUACUUACAUCAAAUAUACGACGAUGGAUGGUGUCUAUGCGAAGAUUCGAACAAAUUCAAAGGUGUAGUACCAAUAAGCUGUAUUCAGCCUUUGUCGAAUAACGAUCACGGCUUAGCACCUAAUAUGAGAAGGGAGGGAAGUGGUGGAAGCGCAGGAAGCGCAGAGAGAUUACAGCGAAGAUCAAGUUUAUAUAGAGAGGCAUAA